Molecule: messenger RNA, 2303 nt
Organism: Impatiens glandulifera
Lineage: Eukaryota; Viridiplantae; Streptophyta; Magnoliopsida; Ericales; Balsaminaceae
Product: probable metal-nicotianamine transporter YSL6
Exons: 7
Coding region: 116-2158 (680 amino acids)
Cellular component (GO): vacuolar membrane
Molecular function (GO): oligopeptide transmembrane transporter activity
Source: RefSeq, a predicted model, not a curated record
CAGCAGAUGUUCGUAGAUAUAGGAGGAAGAGGAAUCAAAGGGUAAAAACCCUAACCCCAAAACACAAAAGAAUUUGUUUUUCCCGUUCAUAAUUGGAUCAAGAAGAAGGAAUCAAAUGGGAACCGAAACUUCAUCGGCUAUGGAGAUUUCGGAGCCAUUGCUCCAUGAUGAACAUCAAGCGAAAACUAAGGGAGUCAAACUAUCAGAUGCGGAUGAAACUAUUCCAGAAUGGAAAGAACAGAUCACGAUAAGAGGUUUAGUGGUUAGCGCUAUCCUUGGAACUCUCUUCUGUAUCAUAACCCACAAGCUCAAUCUCACGGUAGGAAUCAUUCCAUCCCUUAAUGUUGCUGCUGGUUUACUGGGUUUCUUCUUUGUCAAAUCAUGGACCACCUUCCUCCCCAAACUGGGUUUGUCUGUAAGACCUUUUACCCGGCAGGAAAACACUGUUAUUCAGACCUGCGUUGUCGCUUGUUAUGGCCUUGCUUUCAGCGGGGGGUUUGGUUCAUAUUUGAUUGCUAUGGAUGAGAAGACUUAUAAGUUAAUUGGGGAGGGCUAUCCUGGAAAUCGGGCACAAGACAUUAUUGAACCUGGUUUGUUGUGGAUGAUGGGUUUCUUAUUCGUCGUUAGUUUCCUUGGUCUUUUUAGUCUUGUCCCACUUCGCAAGGUUAUGGUGAUGGACUACAAACUCACAUACCCCAGUGGAACAGCCACAGCAAUGUUAAUAAACAGCUUCCAUACUAACAUGGGAGCAGAACUUGCAGGGAAACAAGUGACAUGUCUUGGGAAGUAUCUGAGCAUAAGUUUUGUUUGGAGUUGCUUUAAAUGGUUCUUCAGUGGAGUUGGAGAUUCAUGUGGGUUUGAUAACUUUCCUACGCUUGGACUUGCCCUCUACAAAAAUACAUUCUACUUUGAUUUCAGUCCGACAUAUGUUGGUUGUGGACUUAUAUGUCCUCACAUAGUGAAUUGUUCAGUUCUGUUGGGUGCUAUCAUUUCAUGGGGUUUUCUCUGGCCCUUCAUUUCUCAGCACGCAGGAGAUUGGUAUCCAGCUGAUCUUGGUAACAAUGACUUCAAAGGUCUUUAUGGAUACAAGGUCUUUAUUGCUAUUUCCCUUAUACUUGGUGACGGCCUGUACAAUUUGAUUAAGAUUAUUUCAUUGACCAUUUGGGAAAUGUGCAAGAAGAGCUCCAAACAGGACCUUCCAACCACUAAAGAAGAGGAUCUAGGUGAAGAGAAUUCGGAGUUGCUAUUGCUACAGAAGAAAAGGGACGAGGUAUUUCUAAAAGACAAGAUACCAUCAUGGAUCGCUGCUUCCGGUUACAUCUGCCUUGCUGCAAUAUCAAUGGCUAUAAUUCCAUCAAUCUUCCCUCCUCUCAAGUGGUAUCUAGUCCUCUGUUCGUAUCUCUUUGCUCCAGCUCUUGCAUUCUGCAAUUCCUAUGGAACUGGUCUCACAGACUGGAGUUUAGCAUCCACCUAUGGAAAAAUAGGUCUCUUCACAAUCGCAGCAACAGUCGGAACAGAAGGAGGAGUCAUAGCAGGUUUAGCCGCUUGUGGUGUCAUGAUGUCGAUCGUUGCAACUGCAGCCGAUCUGAUGCAAGAUUUCAAAACAGGUUAUCUGACGCUAUCGUCAGCCAAAUCCAUGUUCGUCAGCCAAUUGAUCGGAACAGCUAUGGGUUGCGUGCUUUCUCCGCUUACAUUUUGGAUGUUUUGGACCGCAUUUGAUAUUGGAUCGCCAGACGGUCCUUAUAAGGCUCCUUAUGCGGUUAUAUUUAGAGAAAUGGCAAUUCUCGGAGUUGAAGGGUUUUCAGAGCUUCCCAAACAUUGUUUGGCUAUUUGUUGUGGGUUCUUUAUAGCGGCUUUAAUUGUGAAUCUUUUGAAAGAUGUGACGCCUUCGAGUGUUUCUGGGUAUAUACCGAUUCCGAUGGCAAUGGCGGUUCCUUUUUAUAUUGGAGCUUAUUUUGCUAUCGAUAUGUUUGUUGGGACCGUGAUAUUGUUUGUAUGGGAGAAAAUUAACAAGAAGGAAUCGGAAGAUUAUGCUGGGGCGGUUGCUUCUGGUUUGAUAUGUGGAGAUGGGAUUUGGACGAUUCCUUCUGCGCUUCUUUCGUUGUUCAGGAUUAAUCCGCCUAUCUGUAUGUACUUUGGGCCUGCGGUGUCUCGAUAAAUGGCUGGAUCUUUUACCAGGUCUUUUUAAUGUUGUUGUUUGUUACUUGAAAUAGUUGACAAGGACUUGUAAAUGUGUUUCCUUGAUGUUUUUUUAUUGUUAUAUGGGACUUAAUGUAUUUGAUUUCUGCAAUUUAUUUUAGGUA